AAUUUGCGUGAUGGCGCGCCGGCAUGGAUAUAUGUUUGUUUGCUGAAAAACACCCUCCUGUCUUUGUUUAGUUUAGCCGAGUUAUUGACGUUAAAGCCCCCCUGCACGGAGGAGGAUGCGCCUCUCUCCACCCGGAGCAGCGAGCGCGCGCAUCGGCCGUGGACGCACGGGGCUCGAACACCUGCUUCGGAUAAAAGAGGGAUCCUCCAUCCUUGUUUUUAUCACCCACGAAGCGUGCAUGUGGAACUGAUACGGACGCGAAGCUCAUUUGGAAGCCAAAAUAUUUUGGAGGAUUUUUUGUAUUUUAUACACAGGAGACAAUUAAAUCCCCCCCUGCAAGGAUGCCGGGAGGACCUCUGUCCCUCUACAUCGGCAUGGAGGUGGCCAUCGCGGUGGCGUCCGUCAUCGGCAAUGUGAUGGUGGUGUGGGCGGUGAAAAUCAACAGAUCCCUGCGGGACACCACCUUUUGUUUCAUCGUCUCCUUAGCCCUGGCCGACAUCGCGGUGGGAGCACUGGUCAUCCCCCUGGCCAUCACCAUCAGCAUCGGACUCCAAACUCACUUCUACAGCUGCCUGCUGGUCGCCUGCACCGUGCUGGUGCUCACGCAAAGUUCCAUCCUGGCGCUGCUGGCCAUCGCCAUUGACCGUUACCUCAGGGUCAAGGUCCCCACCAGGUACAAGAGUUUGGUGACGCCUCGUCGAGCGGGGAUGGCGGUGGUGGCGUGCUGGACCGUGGCUUUCAUCGUGGGUCUCACCCCCAUGCUGGGCUGGAACAACCUGGGGCGUCUUCAACAGAACGGCUCCAUCGGCCCCGACCUGGUCAUCACCUGCCAGUUCGAGAACGUCAUCAGCAUGGAGUACAUGGUCUAUUUCAACUUUUUCGGCUGGGUGCUGCCGCCGCUCUUGCUCAUGCUGGUCAUCUACGUGGAGAUCUUCUACAUGAUCCACAAGCAGCUCAAUAGCAAAAAGUUCACCAGCAGCCACACCGACCCCAACAAGUACUACGACAAGGAGCUCAAUCUUGCUAAAUCUUUAGCUCUGGUCCUUUUUCUCUUUGCCAUCAGCUGGCUCCCCCUGCACAUCAUCAACUGCAUCACACUCUUCUGCCCCAGGUGCCAGAAGCCCAUCAUCCUCCUCUACGUCGCCAUCCUGCUCACCCACGGCAACUCUGCCGUCAACCCCAUUGUUUACGCCUUCCGCAUCAAGAAGUUCCGCACAGCCUUCCGCAAAAUCUGGCAGCAGUAUGUCUGCUGCAAGGACACUCCUGCUCUGGAGAUCCAGCCCAGUGACAGGAGGGAGAUGUCCAAUCUAGAGCCGCUGAAAGCCACGCCGCUGCAGCUCCCUUGGAAGAGGAAUCAGACAGCCGACACCUUGCAGCUCUCGCCUCAAGCUGGGGAGUACCUGGACCAGAGGACCGAAACCUUGCACAUGAAAGACCACCCCCGCUUGUUGGAGCAGAAUGCAGUUUAAACUGCAAGCUGUCAGGGGAUUACCAAUCAUAGCACAACAACUGUCCAUCCUCAUUGGGAAUGUAUUCUAAUGAGGAGGAGGACUUCCUCCAAAGUGCUCGUGGAUGCUGAGAUGAACUAACCUGACUCUCGCCAGAUCCUUGUAGUUCGCUGAGCUCCACACAAGAAUCUGGGACUUCUCAAUAGGAGAUGUAUUUCAGAAGGCGGGGCCUUGUAAAAAAAAUAAUUGUAUGUGAUUGGAUAAACUACUUGUCUGUUAUCUUGAAUGACGUGCUACUUCAACCACUCACAUGGAAAUCAACCCGUGACGCUGAUGAGAGCGACGCUGGGAAAUCCAAAAUAGAACAGCCGACAUAUUGGAUAACAAUCGAGCGAAAAGUUCUCUGUUCAUCUUUUAAAGAAUUAAUAUUUGAUAGAUUCGACAAAACAGUUGCAAUAGCAGAAUCAAUGUCAGCACACGACUCCUCGCUGUGUGCCGCUAUUGUUGUUUGAAUCAAACAGUCGCUUCGGCGCUACGUCACGUCUAUGAAAUCCCGCCCGGCGAUCCUGAUUGGUUCAUUAUUUUUGCUAUCUUGAAGGAGUUUGCAUUGCCCUCGAGCCCAGAUCCUUGUGUGGAGCUCAGCGAACUACAAGGGUCUGGCAAGAGUCAGGUUCGAGAUGAACACGAUCAACAGGAAGAUCAUUUGCCUUUACUCAGGAGGAGUGCGUAACACUGGAAAUCUGAGCUGGAAUAAACUUGCAAUAAUUGAAUAUAAGUCUAUGACAGUAACAUUAUGUCCAUCUUAGUGUGGGAGGCGGUUUCAUUCAUUUUGAUGCAUCAGUCCGUUUGAAAUAAGCAAUUGAAGACAUUGUGGUUUAUGAGUAUCAAAGUCAGAUUUAUACAUUACUUGAGUGAAGAUGAACACAAUCAACAGUUAAGCCAUUUCUUGGGCCAAUUUUAAGUCGUUAGGCAUUGUCAGUUCUGCAGUGUUAAAGUGGGUAAAGGAGGCCAUUGGCAGCUCCCUAUACUUAUUAUUCCUGCAAACUCUUUGACCGUUUUUAAUCACGGCGCCUGCACAAAGUGGAUAAACAGCCAGCUAAAGUCACAUUGCGAAGGGCAUUCAUUUAUCGCAACUGGAGUGUUCAGCUUGUUUAGGACAGGGGUGUCCGAAGUGCGGCCCGCAGCCCAUUCUAAAAAUAUUACUAUAAAUUAUAAACACCUAAAAAGUGGAAUAAAAGGGCAAACAGGUGUAAUGUAACGGGAAAAAAUUAAAGUAUUGAUACAUUUUCUGUAAAUAAUAUUUGUUUCAAACUGACAAAUAUCAACAUUUUUCACUAUGCGGUCCUCAGUGGAUGAAAGUUUGGACACCCCUGGCCAAGGAAGACGCUUCACCUCUGAUUCAAGCUGGCUCCGUCAGUUCAUGCUCAGACUUAGAACUAACAUGGAGUGGCCUAGUGGUUAGAGUGUCCGCCCUGAGAUCGGUAGGUUGUGAGUUCAAACCCCGGCCGAGUCAUACAAAAGACUAUAAAAAUGGGACCCAUUACUUCCCUGGUUGGCACUCAGCAUCAAGGGUUACAAUUGGGGGUUAAAUCACCAAAAAUGAUUCCCGGGCGUGGCCACCACUGCUGCUCACUGCUCCCCUCACCUCCCAGGGGGUGAUCAAGGGUGAUGGGUCAAAUGCAGAGAAUAAUUUCGCCACACCUCAUGUGUGUGUGACAACCAUUGGUACUUUUAACUUUAAUGUCUUGUAGAACAACCUGCACACUCCAGUUUCCACUGAUUCAAUGCCCUGAGAACACAUUGACAAUAUUCACACAGGGAAGAUUGUUGUAGUAAGUGUACAUGCGCUUUGGUACAGAUCCAGACGCACACAAUGACAAAAAGCAUAAUGUUUCUCAGUUUAGGUUGUUUUUAGCAUCAGCACUAAUGGCGUCCCAGUCCUAUAUUUAUAUCAGAUAUCAGCAUAACAAGUAUCGGAUUAUAUUGCGUCUAAACUUUCCCAUAUAAAUCUCAAAUACAAUCAGUCCUGCAGCGCAUUUACUUGUGCAAAGUUGGACAGCCAAUUAACAUCUAAAUAUUCUGCAACAAUCACCCACAGUUGGUCUUUUCCUGUAUUUUUCAAGUCAUUUACAAAUAGAUAAAUACUGUGGCCUGUGACUCAGAGGGAGACAAUCGAUAGAAAAUGGAUGGAUGAAUAGUUAGGCUGUAAGUUACUAGGAUCUAGCAGCUACACAACAGCUAAGCACACAGUAGCAUACAAGCUAGACAUAUGUAAAAACUGACCUUAAUUGAACAAUAUUCUAGUCUAAAACACAUUUGUCAAUAUAAACAAGGAUCAAAUUAUAAUAGUUGCAUAUUACUUACAGAUACAAAGCCUCCAAGGCAAGAAAUGAUCCAGUAACAAACGUGUCCGCAUCAUUCAAUUUACCGCGUCCCCAUCUUAAUUUAAUGGAUUAUUUGGCCGCUCGGUGUGUGGCCAAAUACUCCAUUAAAUAAUAAAAAAUUUAAAAAAUUACCAGGCCACUUCAAUUUAAAAAAUGACAUUGAUCUAUUCCAGACAUUUAGAAAUAAAUAUGUUAGUGUUUCUAAUACCUACUAUUGUUCUCCGUUUGAGUAAUGUUACUUGAACAACCUUUUUGUAACAUGCCACACUGCAACAUAGUCAAAGCGUGUAUGAUUAAUGGUGAUAAUGAAUAGGGUUAAUAUCAAUAGCAGCCAAUACUCAAGACCUCAAUAUCGGUAUCAUAUCGGAAGUAAAAAGUUGUAGCGGGCCCCCACUAAUUAACGUCAUGCAUCCAUGUAAAAUGUAUGUAUAACAUCCCCUAUGUUGUGUGUUCAAAAGGCUUCGGGAAAACAUGCCAGCAAAUACUGUAUAGUACGGAUAUCCUCAGAGUUUCAUUAGUCAAAUGGUCAAAAUCUUACAAGCGAUUAGUCGCUUUAAGUCUCACCCGUGUCCUCACAAAGACGUUUUAGUUGAUGGCGGCCGUGGUUUUUAACCAAUCUUACUCAAAUAUUAUUGUCCCUCGUCUUUUAAAAUGACAGCAGUGAUUGGUCUAAAAACCCACAAGGUAGGCUACAGCGGGUGUUCAGUAUAACGCAAUAAAGGGGAUGUUUGCAACUUUUAUGAGGCUACCUAGAGGGUGCCAACACUCCAAAGUGAUGUAAUCAUUUUUUCCAGCCUUAUUUCAGUGUUCUGUAGAUGCAAUGAAUCUAAGUAAUGCAGAAAUGUAAUUGAAGCUAUCUGUAUACAAUUAAUACCCUAAACGACGCUACAUAUUUUAAAAUUUUUUGUCAUUUAAUAUAAAUGUUUCACACUACUAACAAUCAAUAUAUGAUUUAUUGUGCUUUUUUAAUCCACACAUGAAACCAUAACCCAAUGAAAUUUACACAUUAGCUUGUUUAAUAGUUUGUAGGGUGAAAUAUCAAAUGACAAAAAUGUGUAAAAAUAAAAAAAUUUAAAAAAUGCAUAAAAAUACACAGUAUGUAUAUUAAACGACAAAAUACAAAAAUAUUGUGGCAGUUAUUGUAACGAUAGUACUCAGGGAAAGAUGCAUUCAAUGCACAAUUACAUGUCUGCAUUUCUGUGAAUCAUACGCAUGGGCAGUUGCAUUGGGUGCAUGAAUUCCAAUGGGGAGCAUGUCACACCAGAAUACAUGCUUUUAGCAUCAAAACUACAACCCCCCCAACACACACACACACACACACAUUACCUUUGUGUGUUGUCAGCCAAUGAUAGCGAUUUGUUAAAGUUUAGCUUCUAACGUUAGCUAUCAUUGAAUGUAUAUUAUUUUACAUGUGGUUAUCAGAAAACACAUAGCUCUCCAAGUACCAUCAUAAUGACCAACAAUUAAAAUGCAAGAGCGUAGUAGUCCUAAGUAUUCAUUAAAAACUAGGCAGAGGUUUUAUUUGACAAACAUAUCUUAAAAUUUUAGCCGCUGUAACAUUACACUCGGUUUAAACAGUAACACUGUGUUUGAAUAUAGGAAACAAAAACACUGUUGAGGUGAUUCUUUGGCUACAUGGAGCCCGCGUAACACGACCAAAAGUUCGAGAAUCACUGUUCUAUUAAAACAACAGCGUGACUGCAAUUUGUUAGUCGCUUCUCUGGGACUGCUUUUGUGUACGUGCACACGCUGUGAGUGACAAGCCUGAACACAAAACUAAUUCGUUUAGCCCAGGGGUCCCCAAACUACGGCCCGCCAGCGUCCAAAAUCCGGCCCGCGCGAAGUAAAAAAAGUUUAAAUUAUUUAUUUAUUUAUUUUAAAUUAAUAUUUUUUUUAAAUCUCUCCUUUCUAAUCCAUUUUCUACCGCUGGUUACUCUCGGUGUCUCCUCGCUGCUCAGGCAAAUCAUAUUGUCUAAAAAUGCAUUUUCCCAUCGAUAACGUGACAUCAUCAGCGGGAAGUGCGCGCUCU
Nerophis lumbriciformis (worm pipefish) is the source of this 5861-nucleotide messenger RNA. It is a transcript of the gene adora1b, whose product is annotated as adenosine A1 receptor b. The record is from RefSeq and is a predicted model, not a curated record. Gene Ontology annotation, biological process: G protein-coupled adenosine receptor signaling pathway. NCBI's taxonomy places the organism in Eukaryota, Metazoa, Chordata, Actinopteri, Syngnathiformes, Syngnathidae. Gene Ontology annotation, cellular component: plasma membrane; synapse; dendrite. Gene Ontology annotation, molecular function: G protein-coupled adenosine receptor activity.